This is a messenger RNA of Bombina bombina (fire-bellied toad), 5231 nucleotides long. RefSeq names its product amylo-alpha-1, 6-glucosidase, 4-alpha-glucanotransferase (gene AGL). The transcript is spliced from 32 exons. The record is from RefSeq and is a predicted model, not a curated record. The coding region runs from base 16 to 4593 and encodes 1525 amino acids. Gene Ontology annotation, molecular function: 4-alpha-glucanotransferase activity; amylo-alpha-1,6-glucosidase activity. Gene Ontology annotation, biological process: glycogen biosynthetic process; glycogen catabolic process. NCBI's taxonomy places the organism in Eukaryota, Metazoa, Chordata, Amphibia, Anura, Bombinatoridae.
GUGUGCUCAUUAUGAAUGUGUAGUUACAUAACACCAUAUAAUUCCCUUUGUGCUUUUUAUUUUCCUUUUUUCUUAGGUUUCGAGCUUCAGUUCCGGCUGGGCCCAACUCUACAAGGGAAAGAUGUGACUGUGUAUUCUAAUUACCCCCUGCCCGGGGGCAGCUAUGAUCGCCAUAGUUUCCACCCCCUGCAGUGGCACAAUCCCACAGGGCGUCAGGAGGAUUCAGACAAGUUCUGUAAAUUGGACCUGCAAGUUGCUGGCUCCUUCCAGUACCGAUUCCAGCAGCAGGAACGAUCAAGUGGUGAAGGUUAUAUUGUAGUGGACCCCAUCCUGCGAAUUGGUGAGGAUGACCGUGUGCUCCCUCUGGACUGUAUCACCCUACAGACCUUCCUCUCCAAAUGUCUGGGACCUUUUGAUGAGUGGGAGGACAGACUUAGAGUGGCCAAAGAGUCCGGGUACAACAUGAUACAUUUCACUCCCCUUCAGACCUUGGGGAAGUCUCGCUCAUGCUAUUCUCUGGCCGACCAGCUGCAGCUCAACCCAGACUUCUCAAGGACGGGCAAAAAGUACAGCUGGGCUGAUGUUGGGAAAUUAGUGGAAAAGAUGAGGAGACAUUGGGGUGUACUGUGUAUUACCGAUGUGGUGUAUAACCACACAGCUGCUAACAGUAAUUGGAUUAAGCAGCACCCAGAGUGUUCGUAUAAUCUGGUGAACUCGCCCCACCUGAAACCUGCUUGGCUACUGGACCGGGCUCUCUGGCACUUGACGUGUAAUGUGGCAGAUGGGAAAUACGCUCAGCGGGGUCUCCCAUCAAUCAUCCAGACUGACCAGCAGCUCAGUAAUAUACGAGGGAUUAUGUGGGAGGACAUUUUCCCUAAGCUAAAGCUUUGGGAAUUUUACCAGGUGGAAGUGGAUAAAGCUGUGGACAAGUUUCGAGCUCUGCUCACCGCCGGGGAGAGGAAGAAAGAAGCGAAGUCUGAACCAAAACAUCUGGUGAUAAUUCAGGACCCGCAGUACAGGCGCUGGGGCUGCUCCGUAAGCAUGGACACUGCGCUCAGCACCUUCAUUCCAGACAGUAAUGGUCCUGGUGCUAUUGAGGAAUGCUGCAGGUGGUUCCGCAAGAGGUUGGAAGAGCUAAAUGCUGAGAAACACAGGGAGAUAAACUUCCACCAUGAGCAGGCAUUGAACUGCAUUCUGGGUACUCUGACAUAUGAGCGUUUGGCAAAUAAUGGACCAAAACUUGGUGCGGUAACCAGAAAAGAUCCGCUUGUUACUAGAUACUUCACCUUCCCUUUUGAGGAUAUGUCACAGGACGCAGAGGAGCCGCUGAUGCACCGUCCAGAUCGUGCUUCCUAUUUCAUGGCGCACAAUGGCUGGGUGAUGGGCGAUGAUCCACUGCGCAAUUUUGCUAGUCCGGAGUCCAAUGUCUACUUGCGACGGGAACUGAUCUGCUGGGGGGACAGUGUGAAACUCAGGUAUGGCGAUAAACCAUCUGACUGCCCUUACCUCUGGGAUUACAUGAGGAAGUACACUGAAAUCACUGCCAAGCACUUCCACGGGGUGCGCCUGGACAAUUGCCACUCCACCCCUAUCCAUGUGGCUGAGGAGAUGCUGACUGCCGCACGGUCGGUCAGGCCUAAUCUUUAUGUGAUCGCUGAGCUCUUCACUGGCAGCGAAUAUAUAGACAAUGUGUUUGUCAACCGUCUGGGGAUCACCAGCCUCAUACGAGAGGCCAUGAGUGCAUAUAACAGUCAUGAGGAGGGCCGACUGGUGUACAGAUAUGGAGGUGAGCCAGUGGGUUCCUUUGUACAGCCCUGCCUUCGACCUCUGGUUCCUGGCAUUGCCCAUGCUCUGUUUAUGGAUGUUACACAUGACAACGAGAGCCCCAUCAUGCACCGAUCUGCGUUCGAUUCUCUUCCUAGUUCUGCCAUUGUGUCCAUGGCUUGCUGCGCCACUGGGAGCACCCGCGGAUAUGAUGAGAUGGUGGCACAUCAGAUCUCUGUGGUAUCUGAAGAGAGGUUUUAUACCAAGUGGAACCCUAAUUUAACAGAUCAGUGUCCUGGAGAGGUGAAUGAACACAGUGGCAUCAUCGCAGGAAAAAAAGCCCUUAAUACACUUCACCAGGAACUGGCAGCCCGGGGAUUUCUUCAGGUGUAUGUUGACCAGGUGGAUGAAGAUAUAGUUGCUGUGACUCGGCAUUGCCCACAUACACAUCAGUCUGUUGUGGCUGUAUCCCGAACUGCAUUCAGAGACCCCAAAACCUCAUUUUACAGCAAGGACGUCCCCCAGAUGUGUAUUCCAGGGAAAAUCGAGGAGGUGAUACUGGAAGCGAGAACCGUAGAGCGGAAAUCUGAUCCAUACGAGCAGAGCACAUCAUUCAUUAAUGGGUUGCCUCAGUACACUGUAGAGAUCCGUGAGCACAUUCAGCUUACUGACAGCAAAAUAGUCCGACAGGCCGGCGUCGCCACCAAAGGACCCAGCGAAUAUGUACAGGAAAUAGACUUUGAGAACCUCACCCCAGGAAGUGUCAUUGUCUUCAGGGUGAGUCUAGAUCCCGCGGCGCAGAAGGCGGUAGGGAAGCUGCGCAGCCAUCUGGUCCAAUUCACUCCUCACUUUCGGUCAGGCAGCCUGCAAGAUGAACAAGCCUCUUCCAUCCUGAAAGUACCUUUGGCAACCACUUGUGCCAAGCUGACGCUGGCUGACCUGAACCAGGUGCUGUAUCGGUGCGAGGCUGAGGAGCAGGAGGACGGGGGCGGCUGCUACAGUGUUCCCAACUGGUCCCCUCUUAAGUACGCAGGGCUGCAAGGUAUGAUGUCUGUGAUGAUGGAUAUUAGACCCAAAAAUGACCUGGGCCAUCCCUUCUGUGACAACCUGAGGUCUGGGGACUGGAUGAUAGAUUAUCUCAGUAAGCGCCUUAUUGCCCGUGGAGGUGAAUGUGCGCAGGUGGGCGACUGGUUUCAGGAGAUCUUCACCUACUUGAAGAAAAUUCCACGCUACCUCAUCCCAUGUUAUUUUGAUGCUAUAUUAGUCGGGGCAUACACCACCCUCCUGGACGCUUCAUGGAAGCAGAUGUCUAGCUUUGUUCAGAACGGAUCUACUCUAGUAAAGCAUUUGGCUCUGGGGUCUGUGCAGUUGUGCGGUGUAGGGAAGUUCCCGGCUUUACCUGUCCUUAAUCCUUCUCUGCAAGAUGUUCCUUACAGACUCAACAACAUCACACAGGAAAAAGAGCAAUGCUGCUCCUCACUAGCGGCCGGGCUUCCACAUUUCUCAGCUGGAAUUUUCCGCUGCUGGGGAAGAGACACGUUUAUAUCUCUAAGAGGUUUGCUGCUGAUUACAGGACGUCAUGUUGAGGCCAGGAAUAUUAUCCUCGCAUUCGCUGGCACACUAAGACAUGGGCUUAUACCCAAUCUGCUGGGCCAAGGCACAUAUUCUCGGUAUAAUUGCCGUGAUGCAGUGUGGUGGUGGCUGCAGUGUAUACAGGAUUACUGUACAAUGGUCCCAAAUGGUAUAGAGAUUCUACGGUGCCCAGUGUCCCGGAUGUACCCUACAGAUGAUUCUCCCCCGAUUGCUGCUGGGACCGUGGACCAGCCGCUGUAUGAGGUCAUUCAAGAAGCUCUUCAGCGCCAUGCUAGCGGAAUUCAGUUCCGAGAGAGGAAUGCUGGGCCCCAGAUUGACCGGAACAUGAGGGAUGAAGGGUUUAAUGUAAGCGCUGGAAUAGAUCCUGUAACUGGCUUCGUAUUUGGAGGGAACCGUUUAAACUGUGGAACAUGGAUGGAUAAAAUGGGGGAAAGUGAGAAGGCUCGAAAUAAAGGGAUUCCAGCCACACCCAGGGACGGUUCAGCUGUAGAAAUCGUUGGUCUCUGCAAAUCUACUGUUCGGUGGCUUAAGGGUCUCAGUGAGAAGAAGAUCUAUCCGUUCAGUGGAGUCACCAUGCAACGGAAGGGGGGAGAGGGGAUUGUGACAUUCUCUGACUGGAACCAAAUGAUCCAGGAACACUUUGAGAAGUUGUUUUAUGUUUCUGAGGACCUAUCUGACCAUAACGAGCAGCGCCCAGACUUAGUUCACAAACGUUGUAUUUAUAAAGACAGUUAUGGAGCAUCUAGCCCCUGGUGUGAUUACCAGCUCCGGCCAAACUUCCCUGUAGCCAUGGUUGUGGCUCCAGAACUAUUCACUCCACAAAAAGCCUGGAAGGCUCUGGAGGUGGCAGAGAAGAAACUGAUGGGACCUUUAGGAAUGAAGACAUUGGACCCUGAUGACAUGGUUUACUGUGGUGUAUAUGACAAUGCAUUGGAUAAUGACAACUACAACCUUGCAAAGGGAUUUAAUUACCAUCAAGGACCGGAAUGGCUCUGGCCCAUUGGAUAUUUACUGAGAGCCAAACUGCACUUUGCUAAACUGCUUGGCCAGGAAUCCUACCAGAAAACUGUGGUCCUGGUGAAGAAUGUUUUGUCUCGUCAUUACACGCACCUGGAGAGAUCACCUUGGAGAGGUCUCCCGGAGCUUACCAAUGAGAAUGGUCAGUAUUGCCCCUUCAGCUGUGAGACUCAGGCCUGGUCCCUGUCUGUUGUGCUGGAAGUCCUUCAAGACCUGUAGAUUUGGCUUCAUGUCAUUGAGGGGGAGGCGAGUGGCCAUUUGCAUUACAUGAAGAAGCAAAUGAUCAACCCGGUUUCUAACGCUUCCUCUAGGGUGACAAGACAUGAGCUGAGUGGCACGUCUCAGGAGAGUGAAAACUACUGGACAUGCGCCAUUCUUUGCAUCACUUUGCACAUUUCAUGUUUCAGUCACUAGGUCUGACACUGGUGAAAUACUUAUUUUAGUUGCACAGUUCAGCAUUUUAACUGCUUUUACCAAUAGGUUUUUCUGCUCAUAAUAAAUAGAAUGAAGUAUUGGGGUACUGAGGUGACUACAGCCCUGAUUGGCGGUAUCUGCCAAGAGGUACCAGAGACUGAACACCACCAGGAUUCAUUACCCUUCUAAUGUUAUUAGGAUCCUAAAUAAAUGUGUACCCAUAGAUCAGUGCAUGCCUAUACAUGCAGAAUGUACGGUUUGGGAGGAUAAUAUUUAAUUUAACAAAAAAAGGUUGUGUCUAGCAGCAUGGUUGGAUUAGUGUGAAGCUUGGGUGGAUUUGAGAUGUUUUGUGGCUGCAACACCAGCUAAUUCGGUGCAGUGACAAACCAUCACAUAUAGUACAGCUUGUUUGUGAGAUUCUGAAAUAAAUAUCUAUAAAUAAA